This is a messenger RNA of Phlebotomus papatasi, 11095 nucleotides long. RefSeq names its product titin. Bases 465 to 9119 code for a protein of 2884 amino acids. Gene Ontology annotation, molecular function: protein binding. Lineage: Eukaryota; Metazoa; Arthropoda; Insecta; Diptera; Psychodidae. The record is from RefSeq and is a predicted model, not a curated record. The transcript has 7 exons.
UCGAGUCUCUCGCACACACACUACACUUAUUGUUAGGCCAGUGGCCCUUCUUCUCACAUCCAGGAGUUGCUUCUUCCAGAAUACAUCUCAGCACAAAUUGGUUGCCCAAUUUACCCAUCCGGAUCACUCAAAUUUGCCCACACAAACUGCAACUGCACCCGUUUUUUUUGGCAGAGUUUGGGGAUCAGGAGACACCCCCGAGUGUCUACAUCCUUUUUAUUUGUUAAUUUUUAAAUUUUCUUUAAAGAUAAGAAAAUUCAAAGAAACUGUGCUAUCGAAAGAACAUUAUUUGGACAAAAAGAAGUGAUUUGUGGUGAUUAUUGGCGAAAUUUUUUUUUUUUUUGCAAAAACAACCCUCUCAGAGAAUUUGUUUAAACUGUGCUGAAACUGAGUUUGAAAAUUGUUGAGAAGUGACUGAUAAACAUUUUUGUGGUGAAGAGAUUUAUAGGCGAGAGACGUCAACGAUGAGGAGAACGCAUUCGAGCCCUCUGGGGCUCGAAUUGACCACCCUUCUAGUAAUGUUCACAUUUGUGGGAGUAUGUUUAUCAGCUCCCGUGCACGAGAACACGGAACUGGAGAUGUAUAGUGAAUCUGGCUGCUACUAUAACUACAAUCAUUAUGCGGAGGGUGAUAGAAUAAUGACGAAUGAGCCAUGUCUCAAUUGUACUUGCCACAAUCGAAUGCUGAUGUGUUACUUGCGUGUAUGUCCAUUUACCAAGCCAAUUGGUCAGGACUGCGUGGUGGAGAAACGUGAAGAUCAGUGUUGUCCUGUCAUUACAUGUCCCGAAGUUCCUGUAGAACUAGUUGAUCACUCCACGUCAAGUCCAUCGACAGAGGUGGGAGGCCUCGAUCGCUUUGGCUGUUCCAUUGAUAAUAGAUUCUACCCAGAAGGGGCUCAAGUGCCAUCAAAUCCUCGGAAACCAUGUGAACUUUGCUAUUGCAUUCGCAAUAUGACUGCUUGUGUUAUGCAAGAAUGUACGCUACAUGUUGAGGGCUGUCGACCCAUCUACAACAAAGGAGUUUGCUGUCCUGUUCGUUAUGAAUGUGAUCACGAAUCUGAGGAUACUCUGAUGUUGGAAGAUAGAACCACAACGACAGAACGUCCAACCCCAGGAUUCAUGCUAACCACUACCACACCUGCCGGAGUGGAGGCUGAUUGUGUCCAUGACGGUGAGGUGUUUGCGGAUGGAGCUCUCAUUUUCACUGAUCAACCAUGUGAGCACUGCUACUGCAUGCGAGGUGAUAUCGUGUGUGCUGUGCAAGAAUGUGGAACACCAUUGGAGAAUGAGGGCAAGAACUGUACAGCACGGCCACCACGGGAGGGUCAGUGCUGUCCGGAUGUCUAUGAUUGUGAGGAACCAGCGACUGAGACAUCUGAGACAGUGACGCGAAAGGAAGAGGGUACAACACUGGGAACGGGACUUGACACACGAAUCGAUGAAGAUGAGAAGACUGAGGAGGAAGCUCCAGAUCACAAGACACCAAUGCCAGAGAAAGAGCAAGUAACGACGGAGGCGGCUGAAGAGGGUACCACGGCCAAGGAGGAGCAUAUUGACAAAGUGGAUGAUAAGUUUAAUGAAAUAGUGCCAGAGGAGAAGCCAGAAAGCGAAGAGGGUCACACUGAGACACCGACAACUGUGCUGACUCAUGCUGAUGGCACGACAGAACCAAUCAAAGAGGCCGAGGGUGAGACUGAGGAGGAUUUGCAGCAACACAUAAUGGAUGAAGAUUUGCAGUCUCAUAUUGACAAAGAAGACGAGGGUCCAGCAACAGUUAAAGAGACAAUCUCUACCACUGAGAAACUGAAACCGACAACAAUAAUUACAGAGAGUGAGUCGUCAGAAAAGCCAGAAGAGGGUCACACAGUGAAAGAGGAUGAAAUGAAAGAGGUGGCCACUGAAGAACCGUUGAAAGCAACAGAAUCACCAGAAGAGGCUGCCAUUACUCCAGAAAUUCAUGCUGAAUUCACAACAAUAGCUGAAGAGGGUGUUCAUACCACAGAAAAAUCAGGUGCCAUUGACACAAAAUCGGGCGAGGUGGAGACUGAAGAUGACAAUACUGUGGAACCAGAGCAUUUCACCACGACCCAUAGACCGGCUGAACACUACCUGCCACCACAAUUGCCAGUAGAACAUGAUGAGGAGGCAUCUGGAGAAGAGGAAUCUUCCAGUGAAUCUACGGAGUCUGUAGAAGGACAAGUGCCUAUUCAUCCUGUACCUCCAUCUCCUGAACUUGAGGCCAGUGGAGAGAAGUCUUCAGAAGAAGUUACGUCAUCUGAGGAAGAAGCUGAUAGGCUAACAACUCCACAUACUCCCUCCGAACUGACCACUCAACAAGCCCUUGAAGAGAAGGAACCCUCAACAACACCUGGUCAUGACGAUCUUGAACUUCCUGAGCGAGAGAUCGUAACAGAGUCACCAUCUGUCAUUAAACUCCCAGAACCUGUUGAACAUGAGCAAGUUACUGAUUACACCAUCGAUUCUGAUUCUCACACUCUUGAGGAAAUGACCACAAAGAGUACGCUUGAGGAGAAACUGCCUGAAGAGGCCACUGAAAAAGCCACAGAAACUCCUGAAGAGGAAGAACGGCCUACAGGUGCUCCAGAAGAAGAAGAAGAAAAACCUACUGAAAAAGCCACGGCAUCUCCUGAAGAAGAAGUCAGACCCAUUGAUAUGGUUACUGAAAAAUCUGAAGAGGAAGCAAAACCAACUGAACGAGUUACAGAGGCACCUGAAGAAGAAGAAGAAGAAGAAGAGAAAGCCACUGAAGGACCUGAAGAGGGAGUAAAACCUAUUGAAAAAGUUACAGAAACUCCUGAGGAAGAAGAAAGACCCUCUGAAAAGGUCACAGAAAUCCCUGAAGAGGAAAUGCGACCCACGGGUAUGGCCACUGAAGAACCUGAAGAAGUAACAUUUGAGGAGGAAGCAAGACCUACUGAGAAGGUCACAGAAGCACCUGAAGAGGAAGAGAGACCUACUGAGAAGGCUACUGAAGGACCUGAAGAAGUAGCACCUGAAGAGGAGGUAAAGCCUACUGAGAAGGUCACAGAAGCACCAGAGGAGGGAGAGACACCCACUGAGAAGGCUACUGAAGGACCUGGAGAAGCAGCACCCGAAGAGGAGGUGAAGCCUACUGAAAAGGUCACAGAAGCCCCUGAAGAGGAAGAGAGACCCACUGAGAAGGCCACUGAAGCACCUGAAGAAGGAGCGAGACCCACUGAGAAGGCUACUGAAGGACCUGAAGAGGCAGCACCAGAAGAAGAAGAAGAAGAAGCUAAAGUAACUGAAAAAGCCACAGAAACCCCUGAGGAGGAAAUGAAACCUACUGAGAUGAUCACAGGAUUACCAGAGUUCGAAGCUAAACCCACUGAGAAGGGUGAAGAAGAGAAACCUGAAGAAUUAGCACCUACUACCGAGCAUAAGGAACUUGAAGAAAGACCAGGAGUUACAGCCCUGCCUGAAGAUGAAGAAGAAGAGGAAGGACCUGAAGAAUCUAUGACAGAACAACCUCAACCUGAAAAGGCAGAAACUGAGCAGCCCCUCGAAGAGCACACAGAAGGUCCCAAAGCACCAAAACCGGAUGAACCUGAACUAGAGCUCACUGAGCAGCCGGAAGAAACCCCAAUUCAACUACCUGAAGAGGAGCAUACAGAGGAACCCAAAGCUCCAGGAAUUGAAGAAUCCGAAGCACCAGCAACUGAAGCUCCAGAAAAAGCAGCUACUGUGGAGCCUGGAAAAGAAGAAGGUGAAGAACCUGAGAGAACAGAGGAGCCUGAAAAAUCUGAAGAAGCUUUGACCACAACUGCCAUACAUGAAGAGGAAGAAAUGGGAGUUGGCACAACUUCUAUUCCCUCUGUUACUCCAAAAGAGAGCGAAGAGAAGGAAUCUGAAGAAGAGUCAACUGAAGAAGGUUCGGUCACUCCAACUUCAUCAUCUGAAGAACUGUUACCUCCAUCUAUUCCCGGCGAAGGGAACUGUCUGGUGGAUGGUAUUAGUUAUCCUAAUAAUGAAAUUAUUCCUGCAGUCAACAAAUGCCAAGUAUAUUGCACCUGCGUCAACAGUGUCGUUCACUGUGAAACUGUUAAGUGUCCACCACCCCCAGAUAACUAUGUCGAAUGUCAGCCUUUCUACAGAAACUUUGACGAAUGCUGUCCCAACUAUAAAUGUCCCCAAGACGUUGAGUCAUCUGAGGAAUUGUCUGAGGAAGACCGCACAAGGGCUCCAACAACAACUGAAAGUGCUGAAGAGGCUUCAGAAGUUCCGGCCAUUGUUGAAGAAGUAAGUCCAGAUGAAGUUCCUGCUGUUAUUGAAGAAUUUAAGCCAGAGGAGAAACCUGAGGCAACAACAGCCCGAGAAGAAGCUGAAGUCACUGAAAUAACAAUGAAGCCUAUAGAGAAGGAUCAGCCGUCUGAAGAAGAAAAGCCAGAGGGUGAAGAGGAAGAAGAAGUCGAGGCCACAACAAGAUCUGCUCCAGGUGACGAGGAAGAGGAGCUCAUUAGUCCUGAAAUCCUUGAAGCGUAUACUGGAGAAUAUCCUCUUGAAUUGACGACUCACAAAGCAGAGGAAAUUGAAACUGAAGCGCCUUAUACACCUACUCAUAUUCCAGAGGAACCCACAGAAGAAGAAGCUGAGAAAGAAACAGAAGGAACUCCAGCGACUGAAAGGGAACCUGGUGUCGAAGAAGAAGAACAACCUGAACUUGUUCAUAUUUCUACAAUCCCUCCAGAAGAUUAUACCGAAAGACCGGAGGAAGAGAAACCUGAAAAAGAAGCCAAGCCCGAAGAGAAACCAGCUAGACCUGAGGUUGUGACUCAGGCUGAAGAAGAAGCCACCGAGAAGGAGAGACUUCCAACUGAAGAGCCAAGUGUAGGAACAGAAAAAGAAGAAAAGGCUACAGAACACCCUGAAGUAGUGACAGAAAUUGCUGAAGAAGAACAUACUGAAAGCGAGAAGGAUGUUACUGAGGGACCAAGUGACGUCACUGAGAAAUUGGAAAUAGUCACUCCAUCUGCCACGGAAUUGCCUAAAGAGACAUCUGAACCAUCACUUGAAGAAGAUAGGACGGGAGAACCUCAAGAAAUUGAUAUGACGCCUGAAGCUCCAUUCCCAACUGAUGAGGCUGAGAAAGAAACACCUGAAGAACCUGAAGGUGAGGAGAUUAGCAAGCCUACGGCCCAUGCUCCAACAGACAAAGAAGAAGAAGCCACAACCACAGCUCCUAUUGUUAAAAUACCAGAAGAAGAUAUUGGUAUUCUAUUCCCAGAAGAAGAGGAGAAACCGGAAACUGUAACUCUUGAUGUUAGAGGUGGCGAAGAAGACGGUGUAACCACAGCCAAGACUCCUGAAGAAGAGGAAGCUGCUCCCGAAGGUGUUCCUGCCAGUACUCCACAUGAAAAGGAAGGUGAAGAUAAAACAGAAUCUCUUCCUCCGAUCCCAACAAUUCACACUGAAAUCGAAGGUGAGAUUACCAAGAAGCCCGAUGUGGAAGAGCCUGUUGAACAAGAAACCAGCGCACCUGAACUUGAAGCUGAAGUUCCAACAAAACCUUCUGUAGAAGAAGAAACUGCCAAGCCUCAUCUUCCAGAAGAUGAAGUCGUCUAUGCCACUGACAAAUUGGAAGUCGCUGAACAGGUAACUGAAAAAGAACAACCAACUCUAUCUCCAACAUUAGCAGAAAGUGCGAAACCAGAGGAUGCGGUUACAGACAAAACAGAACUACCUGAGGAGCAGCCUACUAGGCCUACUCUAAUCUCAAAACCAGAGGAUGAGGAAGAACAAAUUCCUGAAGAAGAACUAAAACCUCAAACUAUGCCUGAACCAACACCAACUGAAGAAGUAGAGAAAGAGGAGCCAGGAAAGGAAAUUGAAGAACACACUCCAAGACCAUCUGAUGUUACAACAAGACAACCUUCUGAAGAAGAACCAACAGAACUUCCUGGUGUUAAAGUGGAGCAUCCAGAAAAAGAGGAAGGAGAAACACCUGAGAUUCCUGAAGCAACAACUCCAAGUGAUUUAGCAACAAAGGCACCUGAAGAGGAUGUUUCAACGCCUUCGACUGAUCUUGAACCUCCUAAGACACCAGAGCCUGAGCAAUCUUUGGAGGAAGAAGAGGCAACUGGUGUCCCCUCUGCUACUGGAAAACCUAGUCCGGAAGAUGAAAAAACAGGAGAACCUGAAGAGGAAGCUACAUCACCGCAUGAAGAACUUGUACCAAGUGAAGAAAAAGCAACUAGGCCGUCAACAGAAGAAGAAAUUACACAUGCAGCAGAAGAACCCACUCCUAAACCAAGUGCAGAAGAAGAUCUUACAAAGAAACCUGACGCAACUGAACUACCUGCAUUGGAAACCGAUGAAGAACGUACACCAGCAGAACCUGAAGAAGAAGAAGAAGGUACUAGACCAUCACCCACCUCUGAAGAGGCAUCUGAGAAGCCUGAAGAAGAGGCAGUUAAGCCAACUCCAGAGUUGCCCGAGCCAUCUGAGAAACCUGAGGAGGCAGAAGCACAGCCAACCCCACAAAUCGAAGAAGCUUCUGAGAGACCUGAAGAGGAAGAGGAAGCAAAACCGACUCCUGAAUCACCCGAACCAUCAGAGAAGCCUGAAGAAGAAGAACAUCCAUCCACUAGAGUCCCACUUGAGCACGAAGAAGAAAUUUCACCUACCACUGAAAGACCAGAAUCACUGCCAGUUGAGCCCGAAGAGCCAACAAAACUUGAACCUGAAGAAGGUGAAAAGAUAUCACCCACCGCUACUACUGAAGAAUAUACUGAUUCAGAAGUUGCUGAACCUACUACACCAAGUGAAUUGGGUAAACCAUCCCCAACUGAAGAAAGCGAAGGAGAGAAGGAAGAGGAAGAAAGACCAAGUGAAGAAGCCACAAAACCAAGUAUUUUGGAAGAUCUUCCUACAACAGCUGCAGGAGAAGAGGCAACAAGACCCAGUGAAGAAGCAGAAACACCUGCGCCCGAAGAGAUUGCUAAACCUGAAGAAGAUACCGAAAAAGAAGAAGAAGAAGAAGAGGAAGAACAUAGACCUACUCCAAGUGUUGAAACAACUGAGAAAGAUGAAGAAGUCACUGAAACAAUUGAGAAGAAACCAGAAAUUCCAUCAGAAACACUUCCAACGGAAUCUACUGAAGAAGAGAGUCCCUCCACUGAGAAGGAAGAGAAGGUUGAGGAUGUUACACCAAGCGAGGAAGAAGAACUCAAACCUUCCACAGAACUUCAUCCUACUGAGAAACCAUUGGAAGAGAAAGAGCCAGGAACUACAGCAGGUUUUGAUGUUAUUGAUCACACUACUCCCAGUGAAGAAGAAAAGGAGGAAGAACCAAGACCUGAAGAAGAAAAACCUGUAGAAGAAUUGCCAUCACCUACAGAAAGAGAACCUGAGUUAUCUACUUCAAGUGCUGAAGAAGUCACUCCAAGUAGGCCCGAAGUAGAAGCUGAAGGUGAAGCUGAAACUGAAGCUCCCGUUAGGCCGGAAGAAGAAAUGGAGGGAGAAGCUGUAACGGAAGGUCGUCCCACGUCUAUACCAGAGGGUGAGAAAGAAGAAUUAUCUACUGAACCAACAGAAAAAGCACCUGAGGAUGUAGAACGACCUGCUACUGAAGGCAUUGAAUCAGUUACUGAGAAGAAAGAAGAUGAGAUUACAGAAGAAGCUCCUCAUAUCACAAGGCCAUUUGAGAAGGAAGAAGAAAGUGAAGAAUUAACUCCAGUCACGGAAGAACCAGUUAAGGAGGCUGAGCCAACAAAACCAACUGAAGAAGAAAAAGAAGAAGAGGAAGAAGAAGUAGAAAGUGAAAAGGAAGCCACGCCAAGUCCAACUGAGGCAGAGAGGGAAGGUGAAGCCACAACACCAAGCAAACAAGAGGAAGAGCUUGGCGUGCCAGAAGUUGAGGAGAAGACUCCUGAACCGCAAAUAAUUGAGCAUGACUUUAAACCAACAACACCAAGUGAAGAGGAGGAAGAGAAGCCAUCUGCAACAGAGGAAGGAGAGAAGGAAGCUGAAGUCACUGAGCGUGCGACAGAAAUUCCUGAAGAAGGUGAAGCUGAACCUACUAAGGCUAGUGAGAAAGAACCCGAAUUGGAAGCUUCAACACCUGCAGAAGCUGAAAAGGAAGCUACAAUUAGUCCAGUUGAGGGUAAACCAGAAGAAGAAGAAGGAGAAAGGCCAGAAGAGGAGGAACAUGCAGAAGAGAAGCCAGAAGAACCAGAAAGUGUUCAGGAAGGUACAAGUCUGAAACCACCUCAUAGUGUGGAGGAAGAGGAGGAGCAUAAGACUGAAGCAAGUGUUACAGAAUCUGCCGACAGAACAACUGUGCCUCCAAGUGAGGUUGAUCUCGAUGACAGGAUAAAGGAAGAGGAGGAGGAGGAAGCACAGAAACCACUUCAUCCUGAGGAUGAUCAGAGUCAAGUGCCAAUCUCUUUCGAACCCGAUGAAGAAGAUGAGAUCAUUGAAGAAGAACCACAUGUGCCAGGUGAUGAGAAACCAUCUACAGUCCAGACAAUGACACCCGAUCUCAGUCACUACUCCACCAGUGCUCCUCACUACGAUACUGGUUAUGGACAGAUUCCAGCUGGUCAUUAUCCGGGUCCUUCGUAUCAGGAGGAAGACUAUGGUGAUGAAGAGGAUCCAUCUUCAUUCGGACCCGGAACUUGCCGAUAUGGCGGAAAAUUGUACGUGUCCGCCCAGCAGAUCCCCAGAGAUGAUCCAUGUGACUUCUGCUUCUGCUUCCGAAGUGAUAUCAUCUGCUUGCAACAGUCCUGCCCACCACCAAUAACUGGCUGUCAUGAGGAGCCAAUCCAUGGCUUCUGCUGUCCGCGCUAUGAGUGCCCUGUUUCGAUGGCAACUGUGAUGAAUGUGACGACUAGUACAACGACGACAACCACCACAUUACCACCGCACUUCCUGCAUCAUGCGUAUAAGGGUCAUGCUACCCUCCAAGGGUGUCAGAUUGAUGGAAAAGCCUACAAGGUGGGUGAGAUUGUACGUCAAUCAAGUGGACCAUGUAUGAGUUGCAUAUGCGGAGGCGACGGACAAAUGAAAUGUGAUCCUAAGAAAUGUUCACCAGAACCUCUUCUUCGACAAAUGAUUGCAGUGGCAGCCUCGAGAAAGAGAUGAACUUCCAGAAGUGACCAGUGAACGAACUAUUAUGGUUUCUUAACCAGAGAUUGAAUCAUCAUGGAUAAUGCUGAAGAUAAAAAUUCUUUCUAAUAUCACGAAGGGUGCCAAACUUUUUUUUUAAAUAAUUAAUUAAUUUAAAAGAUAUAAAAAAAUGAGUAAAUAAUUUAAGAAUUCAACGAUACGUACUCUUAAUAAUAUUGCAUUUUCUAGAGAAAAAAAAAACAAACGAGAUUCAUUCAAGUUGAAUAUCAGUGUCGACACUUAGAAAUUUUUCUACAAUUUUUUUUUCGUUAUAGCAUUUUUGGAUAAUUAGGCAAAAUAAAAUUUUAAAUGUGGUCGACCCUAAAUAAAAGGAAAAAAAAAAGUGGACGAGAAAGUAUAAUGGAACUCAACAGAUGAAAGAAAGAAUACAUGCAGAAAAAUCAAUCAAAUUGAGACAACUUUUUGCGCCCAAUUUCACUUCUAGUCUCCCAUUUAUUUAAUCAAAAAAAAAAAACGUUGAUUUUGAGAAAAAAGUUAUUGUAAUUUUAUUAAAUUAAAAAAAAAAACGCGAAAAUGGCCGAUGUCUUGUCGACUGAAUGACUUUAUGUGGAAAUUAUGAGAAUUUUCGAAAAAAAACUAAUUUGAGAUUGAAAGUUCGAUAAAUCUUGAGAUUUAUCUAAUUUUUUGACAUAGACAUGUAAUUUUAAAAAAAACUGCAACGUGACCAUUUGUCUCAGAUACAAAUUUUAAACAAACUUGCAGCAAGUUUUGUCAAACAUUUUGUCAUAAACUUAUCUUAGAAAACAAAUCAAUAAAAACGAAGAAUUUUUUUUGCGAAAACAAAAAAAAAAACAUAGAAUAGAAAAUAAAAUGCUGAAGAGCACAAGCAAUACAUGCGCACAAACUAGAUUUUUAUAAUUUAAUGUUUAAAAAGAAAACGUACUAAACGAUAAUUAUUGGGACCUCAAAACCUACCAAUUAAUUAAAACAGCAAAGAAAUAGACUAACACCAUCAAAUUACUCGUAACGUAACAAACUUAGCAAACGCAAUAGAAUUGAACACAUUUUUUUUUAGUUAUGGUAGAUAUCUUUAGAGAAAUGGCCAGUGUCCAGUUGUUUGAUUGACUGAAAGUGAUAUGUUCUUUGCUAAUAUAACAUCCAGUGAUUCUUCAGCACAUCAACUAACAAGCACAAGAAGUAAUUUAUUUAAGGCAGAAUAGAGGUCUUCCAUAUAAGAAGACGAUAGAUAGUGCGUAAGAUCGUUUUCAGUCACUUGAACAUCUGGACGAAAGGAUGCAUAGAACAUUAUUCCAAUUUUGAUAUGAAAUAAAUCGUCAUAUUGAAAGAAAAAUCUAUAAAGACAAUUGAGAUGAAACAUUGCCAUAAAAGGUUUGGUUACAUUAAAAACAAGAAAAAAAUCAUUUAAAAUAUCAUUAUUAUUGUAAUAAAGAUUUUUUUUAGUGAAGAUGAAUGUCGAGAGAUAGUGAAGAAGCAACUCAUGAGAAGAAAACUAGCGAGCAAAAUAAAUUGAUGAUAAGAAAGCAAUUUAUCAAUAAAUAUAAUUACGUUUAAGGAUUAUAUUAUUAUGCAUUAGUGACAGUUCUUUAUAAAUAGGAGAAAAAAAUACAAGGCAUACUUUUAUAUCAUUUUAAGAAUAAUUUUAUGAUAUUUUUUUUUGAAAUUUUCUCGAACCAGUGUGACCAUGUGUUAUGAAAUAUUCAUCGAUCAAUUUUGAAAUUGUCAUGGUAAAUUUAUUGAAAGAGCAAGAUUACAGGAACAGCCAACAAACAAAUUUGUCCAGAAGAAAUAUAGCAAUUUUUUGAGAUGAAAAGUUAUUUUGAAUUGUACGAAAUGGUUCACAUAUCCGAAUUGAAAGUUAUUUUGUUGAAGUUGAUCGAUGAACAUUGUACUACCUUGCACAGGCCCGAGAGAAAUGCCCAGGAUAUUUGUAAGUGUCCUUUUAUACGAAUAAAUUUUUAUGUAAAGUAAAA